Messenger RNA from Brienomyrus brachyistius, 4482 nucleotides. It is a transcript of the gene eps15l1a, whose product is annotated as epidermal growth factor receptor pathway substrate 15-like 1a. The transcript is spliced from 25 exons. Gene Ontology annotation, molecular function: calcium ion binding; cadherin binding. Gene Ontology annotation, biological process: endocytosis; endosomal transport. The coding region runs from base 60 to 2645 and encodes 861 amino acids. Lineage: Eukaryota; Metazoa; Chordata; Actinopteri; Osteoglossiformes; Mormyridae. The record is from RefSeq and is a predicted model, not a curated record. Gene Ontology annotation, cellular component: cytoplasm; clathrin coat of coated pit; plasma membrane.
CGCUGGGGGGCGCGUUUUCACAUUGACUGGGGCUGCGCAUUUCCGCAGCAACAGGGAAGAUGGCUGCGCUCACAUCGCUCUCUCAGUUUUCAAGUGGGAACCCGGUGUAUGAGAGCUACUACAGACAGGUUGACCCCGGAAACACGGGUAGAGUGGGCCCCACGGAAGCAGCGCUGUUCCUCAAGAAAUCUGGCCUUCCUGACAUCACCCUGGGAAAGAUUUGGGAUCUGGCAGACCCUGAUGGAAAGGGCUUUUUGGACAGACAGGGUUUCUACAUGGCCUUACGCCUGGUGGCCUGUGCACAGAGUAGCCAGGAAGUCAGCCUAGCCAGCCUGAGCCUGAGUGUCCCACCUCCCAAGUUUAAGGACACUAGCAGCCCCUCACUGAGCACGACGCCGUCUUCCACUGACCCCCGCUGGGCCGUCAGACCAGAGGAAAAGAGCAAGUUUGAUGGGAUUUUUGAGAGCCUCGUGCCCGUGAGCGGCCUCCUGUCGGGUGAGAAGGUGAAACCGGUGCUCAUUAACUCCAAGCUACCUCUCGACGUCCUGGGAAGGGUCUGGGAUCUCAGCGACAUAGACAAAGAUGGACACUUGGAUAGAGAUGAGUUUGCAGUGGCCAUGCACCUUGUGUACCGAGCCCUGGAGAAGGAGCCGGUGCCCCCCGUGCUUCCUUCCUCCCUCAUCCCCCCCUCCAAGAGGAAGAAGCCAGCGGUGGGGCUCCCGGGCUCCGUCCCCGUGCUGCCGGCCAGCCCCCCACCCCCCAAGGACAGCCUGCGUUCCACGCCGUCGCAUGGCAGCAUGAAUUCGCUGAACAGCGCCGGGAGCCUCUCGCCGAAACACACGCUCAAGUCGUCACAGCAUUCGGUGAACUGGGUGGUGCCUGCAGCAGACCGUGGCCGCUACGACGAGAUCUUCCUGAAGACGGACGCCGACAUGGACGGCUAUGUCAGCGGCCAGGAGGUCAAGGACAUCUUCAUGCAUUCGGGUCUCCCUCAGAACAUGCUGGCACAUAUCUGGGCCCUGGCCGACACCAGGCAGAUGGGGAAGCUGACGCGGGAGCAGUUCUCCCUGGCCAUGCAUCUCAUCCAGCAGAAAGUGAGCAAAGGUGUAGACCCUCCACAGGCCCUCACACCCGACAUGAUCCCGCCAUCAGAGAGGGGCACACCCGUCACUAACCUCUCAGGCUAUAUGACUCCAGUAGGAUCUGAAAUGGCUGCACUAACAGACAUGCGCCGUGACAGCACAAGCUCAGUUGGAUCUGGGGAGUUCACUGGCAUCAAGGAGCUUGAUGACCUCAGUCAGGAGAUAGCACAGCUUCAAAGGGACAAGUACACGUUAGAGCAGGACAUCAGGGAGAAGGAGGAGGCUAUCAGGCUGAAGUCCGCCGAGGUCCAGGAGAUGCAGAAGGACCUGGAUCGGGAGACAUGCAACUUGCAGGAGCUGGAGGCCCAGAAACAGGAUGCCCAGGACCGGCUGGAGGAGAUGGACCAGCAGCGGGCCAAGCUGGAGGACAUGCUGAGUGACGUGCGGCAGAAGUGCCAGGAAGAGUCUCAGAUGAUCUCUUCCCUGCAGGCCCAGAUCCACUCGCAGGAGUCCAGCCUGCAGAGCCAGGAGGAGGAGCUGAGCCGGGCCAAAGCGGACCUGAACCAGCUCCAGCAAGAGGAGACCCAGUUGGAACAAAGCAUUCAGGCUGGCAAGGUGCAACUGGAGACCAUCAUCAAGUCUCUGAAGUCCACACAGGAAGAGAUCAACCAGGCUCGCAGCAAGCUGUCGCAGAUCCAGGACAGCCAGCAAGAGGUGACCAAGAGUAUCGAGCAGUACAACAACGCACUGAAUGGCACCCACGGUGGCAGCAUGACCAACCUGGCGGACAUGAGCGAGGGCUUCUCCGAGAAGGAGAACGGCGGCGUGGGGGUCGUGGAGGAGCCCUUUAAGGCCAAGACGUCGGCGUUCAACAGCAACCCGCCGGAGCUGCACACGGACCCCUUCCACUCCGAGGACCCCUUCAAGUCCGACCCUUUCAGAGGGGAUCCUUUCCAAACUGAUCCUUUUGCCAAGCAGCCGCCCACCAGCACAGAUCCUUUUGGAGGAGACCCUUUCAAAGAAAGCGACCCUUUCAAGUCCUCCUCUGAAGACUUCUUCAAAAAGACCGUCAAGGCAGACCCCUUCACCUCCUCUGACCCUUUCAGUAAAAGUGCCACACUCCCCACUAAGUCCAGCCACUUUCCCGGAAGUGACCCUUUCACCUCUACAAGCCCAAAACUGAAGGGGCAAGAUCUCUUUGGGACGCUUGACCCGUUCGGAAGCAGCUCCUUCGGCGGCAGUGGGGGCGGAUUUGCCGACUUCAGUCAGAUGUCCAAGGGCUUCUCGGAGGACCCCUUCAGCAGGAAGGCGGAUACCCCGGCGUUACCGCCCAAGAAGACCGUGCCCCCGCGACCCAAGCCUCCCAGCGGUAAAACUACUCCGGUAAACCUGCCCAGCACAGGAGAUUCGUCCAAGUCGCGCGACCCCUUCCAGCCAUUCGGUGGCGAUGCCAGUGACCCCUUUCAAAGUAAAAAGAGCUAUGGAGACCCGUUUAGUGGCAAAGAUCCUUUCGCACCAUCCUCCACAAAUUGUCAUAAUGUGUCCCAACACAAUGGUGUGUGAACUGCAGGACCAGACCCAGCAUGGAGGCAAGUAAGAAACAACAAGUGAGGAAGAGGAUUUCCCUACCAAGACGAGGAUGGUAAAUGUGGCCACGUCUCUCCUACUUCUGCCUUCCAAUGCUGACAGAAACUCUAAGACCAGUGACAUGCUUUGUUUUUUCUAUUCUAUUUGUUUGGCUUUUCCUAAAAAAAAGGUUAAAAAAAACUCCAGUAGAUGGCAGCCUUUUCCAUGGUAUUCCUGCUUUUUAUCGCUGCGGACCUGCGUAUCGCUCGCGGCGUUUUGCUGCACAUUACAAUUGAAAAUGCACUCAGUGUAGGAUAGUCCUUAAAUAUUGAAACACAUGUCUAAUGUAAGUGCUCUGAAAACUACGGCGAUAAUACAGCAGCACUGGUAAAUGCAGUGAGAAUGAAGUUGGUUUUCGGGUGCGACGAGAAGGUGAAUUUCAGCUGGCAGUUUAGGCCAAACUAUCACAGAGAAGCACUACAGCACCACUAUCACGUGCAGUGUCUCCGGAAUCUGAGCCCCUUUGAUCUGCGUGUCAUUUUACACAUGGUUUCUAAAUUCAUUUUACAACAUUUUAUUAUAAGACCGAACCCCAACCCCUGCUGAAACUUUGUUUUUAUUGCCUGCUUUUUGGUUUUUAUUAACCGACGUUGGAUUACUUAUUAAAACUCUCCAAAGUCUAGCUGUUAAAUUCGACUGCUGAAAUGCUCUAUUUCUGCUCUAGCUAGCAGUUAUAACAGGGUGACAAUCCCUUUGAAUAAGCUUUCUCUGGAUUGUAAUGCAUUCAUAGGCUUUAAUAUUGGCCAUCACAAUGCCAUGUUUCAUAUCUGCAUGAUUUUCCCCAAAUUCGACUCAUUUAUAAGACAGUGUUGCAUUGUUUAUCAUUAGCAAAACAAUGGGAUGGAAGUGAUAAGUAAAUUAGUAUCUUUUGACUCAGAUGUUGCUUUGGAGUCCAUGAUGAAUAUGGUAAUUCUCUUCAUUUUUUCUAGUCCUGUGUAGACUGUGCAUUACAGGUAACCAGUAUGCCUAAUGUACCCUGAAACAAUCUUGUCCCUUACAGUCCUACGGAUUGUGUGCGUUCCAGUUCCUAGUGCAGUGAUCACUCUUCAUUUUAAAAUGAUGGGCUGUGUUCAAGAUGACAAGAUCUUCCAGCAUUAUGCUCAUGUGAACCUGAAAUGUGCAAUGUUCGGUAAAUCUGCGGUUCUGGUUAAGCCGGGCGAUCACAUGAUGUGAUCGUGCAAAUGCAUGUAUAGUUGAAGCCUCCUUUGCGUCUGCGUGGAAACUGGGCCGGUGCCCCUAACCUGUAGGCCACGCUUCAGAUGGUCCACACUUGCGAGUGAAAGUUGUAGUAUGGCUUUUUUUUUUCUUUUAAAAUAAGAGAAAUGAGAGUUCUUCAUUUUUCACUUGACAGAGUUUUCUAUAAUUACUCAUUUUAUUUCCUCUUUUUGAAUUCACGUAAAAUUUUUAAGUAAAUAUUAUUUAGUGGCAGCACGUUCUGAGUUGCUGAUGUUGCACAUUUUCUAACCGGCUGCUCUUACUUACACACACAGGUAGAUGGAAUGACUUUUCUACAUUUUUGGGUUGGUUAUGGUCGCCAUCAACGCAUCUUGAUAUUCACGUUAAAGCAAACCCUUAUCUGUUAAGAUGAACGGAGAGUGGUUGGUCCACCUUCAGCAUUUGCUUUCAGUCUUACUUGAAUGAUUAAUUUAAUUGUCUUUAUAUUUUUAUUGUGAUUGCCAAACUUUUUUUUUUUUUUUUACCAUUAAUUAUGUUUAUUUUGAAAUACACUUUGUCUGUUGGACUGCUUAGAGUAAACUUAAUUUCGCCAGCCUGC